AUGUGCAGCGGAGAUCGUGAAGUUCGAUGUGUGAAAAGGAACUUGUUGUUGGAAGCUCUUGCAAAUGAGCUCCCUAAUGGCACCGUCAGGUUCUCAUCCAAGGUGGUUUCAAUUGACGAAUCAGGCUACUUUAAGCUGGUUCAUCUUGCUGAUGGAACCAUCCUCAAAGCCAAGGUCUUGGUUGGGUGUGAUGGACUGAACUCCGUGGUUACGAAAUGGCUUGGCUUCAAACAGCCGGCGUUUACAGGGAGAUCUGCUAUUGGAGGUCGUGCCGACUUCAAGAGACCUCAUGGUUUUGAUCCCAUUUUCAUGCGCUUCUUUGGGAAUGGUGUUCGAUCUGGUGUCAUCCCUUGUGAUGACAAAACUGUUUAUACUUGGGUUCCUUCCAGCCAAGAUAGAUAA
Molecule: messenger RNA, 402 nt
Organism: Prunus armeniaca (apricot)
Lineage: Eukaryota; Viridiplantae; Streptophyta; Magnoliopsida; Rosales; Rosaceae
Source: the annotation of a GenBank genome assembly